Messenger RNA from Chaetomium globosum CBS 148.51, 531 nucleotides. RefSeq lists its product as uncharacterized. The transcript has a single exon. Gene Ontology annotation, cellular component: cytoplasm. The record is from RefSeq and is a predicted model, not a curated record. NCBI's taxonomy places the organism in Eukaryota, Fungi, Ascomycota, Sordariomycetes, Sordariales, Chaetomiaceae. Gene Ontology annotation, biological process: tetrahydrofolate interconversion; L-serine catabolic process; folic acid metabolic process. Gene Ontology annotation, molecular function: serine binding; glycine hydroxymethyltransferase activity; zinc ion binding. Bases 1 to 531 code for a protein of 176 amino acids.
AUGGCCGUAGCACUGAAGCAAGCUCGCACCGAGGAUUACCGGAGGGAGCAGCAACUGUACCUGGACACGGCGGCCACCCUCUCUCGCGAGCUACUUAGCAAAGGGUACCAUCUGCUCACGGGAGGCACAGACAGCCACAUCAUGCUUCUCGAUCACAGGAAGGACCGCAUCUCCGGGUUCGAAGUGGAGAGCGUGUUGCGCCAGGUCAACAUCAUCGCCAACCAGAACCCGCUACCGGGUGACAAAGGGCUCAGAUUCAGUGGCCUACGGUUAGCAACAACUCCUAUGGUAAUCCGGGGUUUGCAGGACAGCAAGGGGUUCGUGCAGGUUGCCGAGUUGGUCCAUCGCGGGAUUGAGCUCACUAAGGCUCUCAGCAUGGAGUUUAAGAACUCGGAAGCACAACGGAGCCGGAGAAACCUCCUGCACUUGCUCGGUGGAAAGGUAGUACAAUGUAACGAGCUCAAGAAUGAUGUUACAGCGCUUGCUCGACAGUAUCCUUUGCCAUCCUAUCUAUAUCAAAGCUUGUUAUAG